Molecule: messenger RNA, 6416 nt
Organism: Uranotaenia lowii
Lineage: Eukaryota; Metazoa; Arthropoda; Insecta; Diptera; Culicidae
Gene: SCAR
Product: actin-binding protein WASF2
Exons: 6
Coding region: 1304-3184 (626 amino acids)
Biological process (GO): actin cytoskeleton organization; positive regulation of Arp2/3 complex-mediated actin nucleation
Cellular component (GO): SCAR complex; cytoskeleton
Molecular function (GO): protein kinase A regulatory subunit binding; Arp2/3 complex binding; actin binding
Source: RefSeq, a predicted model, not a curated record
UCAUCACACACAACGCAGUCAGCCAGCGGUCGAAGUCAACGUCAACGCGUGUGGGGAGGUCCACAAUCGUCUUAAGUUUUUCCACGUUUUCCUCCAUUGAUCGGGAAAAUUCGGUUCGCUUUCGGUGAAUUCGCGACGUGUGUGUGCCGUGAAAUGUUUGGCGCGUGUGGAAUUUGAAAAUAGUGCGCUUCCUAAACGAAACCUAAAGUGGAAACUUAUUUUUUGGAACAAAGUUUUUAUAAGGGAUAAAAGAGAGUGACACACCAGAGCGCAGCGAUAGAGGUGGAAAUUAUUGUGCAAAUUUUCGCUUCAAGUUGCUACAAUGGCAAAAUAUGUUUUCCAUUAAAGAUGAUGCUGAAAAUACGCGAGUGAUUACAGCUGCCGAUGUGCUCGAAGUGUGCGGAAGUCGUCGCGUAUCUCCGCCGAUGGUGAUUUAUCUCAAGAGGAUGUUCUGAAAUGUUGAGUGAUUUUUUUCUACUUCAUACUUUGUGAAGGGAGUGUUCCAAUCAGUGAAUAGAAAGGAGGUUUUAUUAUUGGAAUAAAUUGUGCAUUUUAUUAGAAUAAAAAGGGGCAAAAGGUGUUCGUUGGUUAACUGACCAACACGAUUCAGUGAAUGGGUUAUCGGAAAGCUUCCGUACUACAGUUAAUAAAAGGCCCAAUUUGAUCAACAGUCUUGUCGUCGUCGUCGUACACAGAAAUAAGAAGAAGUAGUGUAAUUUGUGGGAGAAGUGCCUCGGAGAAGAAAAAUAAACCUUAGCCGAUAUCAUUCAUUCAUAUAAACUACUGGAUAGUUAAAUCAAGGAGGACCACAUUGUAUUCUUGGAUAUUCGACUUCGUCAUCAUUUGGCAGUGAGCUGGACUGGAGCCAAUCAGCAGCCUGAUCAUCGGCAAACGAAACAACAACAGGAAUAACAUUCAAGUUGACAAGAUGAGGCCAGGCCAUUUCCACGGUACCGAAAGAGGUUGAAUUGAGAAGAGUAGCGAAAAGGCCCCAACCCAACUGCUACUGUCUGUGACACGAGGGAGGGCAGCGUGUGGCGUGAGGAGGGGACACACUGAUUCUUCGCCCUGGGUCUCUGCCUCUGCGUUGUUGUUGACGUGAUUAGACUCCACCAGAAGGAGCAGCCAGCCAGUUAGCCACCCGAAAGGGGAAGAAAAACAGAAAGCAACCUAUACCGGUUGAUAACGACGCAACGCCGCUAGUGUCACCACCGGACUUUGAGAACCGGUUGUUGUUGUUGUUGUUUGGUGUUUUUUUUUUCUGCCCUAGCCUAGCCUAGCUAGCGGCCCAACCCUCAGAAAUAUGCCUUUGCCAAAGCGACUGGUCCAGCCGGUGUACGUGGCCCGGUCCGUUUACGUGCGGGAAGAGCUUCCGGCCGAGCUUGAAACGGUCACCAACACCACCCUAACGAAUAUCGUGCGACAACUUUCGUCGCUUUCGAAACAUGCGGAAGACCUGUUCGGGGAGCUGACGAGGGAUGCCGGUAAUCUGGCCGAACGGGCCAAUUCCCUGCAGGCCCGGAUAGAUCGGCUAGCCAUCAAAGUGACCCAGCUGGACAGCACCGGGGAGGAAGUUUCACUUCAGGACAUUCAGCUGAAGAAAGCGUUCAAAAGUGCCACCGUCUUCGAUCAGCAAAUCUUCUCCCGGGCGACGAUGCCCAGUGCGAUGUUGGAUGUUUAUCAGACCUGUGACAAACCUCCUCCACUGGACAAGCUAAACUGCUACCGGGACGAUGGCAAAGAUGGACUGAAAUUCUACACCGACCCCAACUACUUCUUCGAGCUGUGGAGGCAAGAAAUGCUGAAAGACACCGAGCGUGUAAUGCACGAUCGCGGCAAGAAGGUGCACAAACCCCGUGGAGCGGAAGGAACCGAAGGAGGAGGGCGCCAAAAGAAACGGCCACGUGCCCCACACAAUACCCGAGAAAAACAACGACAACGAGCCAUUGGCCAUGGGGAAACGUUGAUGCCGAACAAUGUGAUCUAUCGCACACCACAGGCAAUCGCACAAGCACAAGAGGAAGCAAUCUACAACAGCACCAUGGGCGGCAAUAUUAUCUACGAUCCAAGAAACUCCGGCCCGCCGAGACCGAACUCGAUCGAGCUGCGAAGAAGUUACCCUCCGGAAACGGUAGAUGGCGGCUAUGCUCCUCCAUCGCCUCACUAUCAGCAACAACAGCAGAUGGGACAACCGAACAAUUACCAGCAACAACAGAUGUACGAUGAGUACAACGGACAGCCGCUCUAUGGUGCCAACUCAAGCCAAAUGUCCCAGGAAAGCCUGUACGCUCCGGGAACUCCCUCAAGGACCAAAUCGCGGCCCUCGCAACCUCCACCAGCUCCUCCGUCAACUGGCAGUGGCAACGGAACACCAAAUGCCUCGAACGCCAACACCCCAACCCGUGGCCGAAGUAUGUCCACUGGUCGGGACAAUCUACCACCUCCACCGCCAAUUCCGGAAGGACUCCAGUCGCCACCCAACAUUCCAAACGGUGGGGCGAACGUUGCCGCCAAAUUGUUGAAUCGAGCAAACUCUCGAUCAGGCUCCCCUCAGCUCGGUGCCAAUGGUCAACCCACGCAGCCGCCGAUGAACACCGGUGGAGGACAGAUGGGUGUGGUCCAGCAACACGCGCAAGCCAUGAUCGACCAAAACCAACUAGCCCUGGCCCAACUAAACCAACAGAUCAACAACCUAAACCAUCUGAACAUGCAGCUAAACCAGUUGUCGGUCAACGAUUUACCCCCGCCACCACCAAUUCCCGAACAGCUUUCACCAAAGCAGUCUCCGCCGAACGUGGCCCCACCACCUCCUCCACCGCCGCCACCACUGCUAGAUGGACCGCUUAGUCCCUCGAAGCCACCACAACAGCUUCCCAAUGGCAACGUCAUGCCCAACGGUAACCUCAUCAUGGGCCAGAUGCAUCAGCUAAAGAAGAUUCCUCCCCAGGAGAAGAUCGCUUACGAGGACCCCCGUUCGGACCUGAUGAAGGCCAUCCGGGAUGGUAUAAAACUACGCAAGGUGGAGCAGCGCAACGACGCCAAGGACAGUGACCGUACCAUCGAGCGGUUGCACGAUGUCGCCUCGAUCCUGGCUCGACGGGUAGCUAUCGAGCUGAGCGAAUCGUCCGAUUCCGAAAGUGAUGACGAUAGCGAGGGUUGGAUGGAGAACGAAACGUCCGCAUGACAACACGAGAAUGCCGGCACCGGACAGGCCAUUGCGGCCGGUGGCGGCAAAAAGAAGUAAACGUGGAGUCGAAAAUGUGCAAAAUUGAAACAAGAGGGAAAAUCAUGCAAUCUGGUCACUUCCAAGAUUUUUUGAAAAACGAAAAUUUAUGCUGAAUGUUUUUAGACAGAGAUAUUCGGCGGUUCACUUCCUUUGUUCUGUUCAUUUUUUUUCGGAUAUAGUUUGUUUAGGUAUGAGAUUCGAUCAACGGUUAAUCCGAAUAAGUGUUGGCUAUUGGUUUCACUCCAGCCUAGGAAAAAAACGAAGAGAGAUAUUAGCACAAACGGGUGCGUUGCAUAUAGGACAGAAAAAACACGACAGACGGUGGGAAGAGUGAUAUUAAAAACAGAAAAGAACACAGAUGUAUAUUUUAUUGUAAUUAUUAAGUUAUUUAUUAAAAGAGUAAUAGAGCCCGGGGAAGAAAGAAUAGGAAAAACGAAUUACAAGCCUAUAGCGAGCGAGCCUCUUUUUUUAGCUUUGAUGAUGAUUUUGUACAGGUUGCACUUUUUUUAAAUUGAAUUCUAGGCCAGUCGUGUAAUGUAAAGAAGAUGAUUGAAAUUUCAAAAGCAAAAUUUUUGAAUAUAAUAGAAAAACAAAUGGAAAAAAUCAAAAACUUGUUGGUAGAGAAAAACAAAACCAAUAAUCAUUAGAUGACACACACAAUUAUCUAAACAAACAAACCGUAGUAAUGAAUCCAUUAAGUCGUUGAAGGCAAACAUGCAACCAAAUAACUCCAGUGCCCUUUCGCUAACGACCAAUGGCUGUACGUUUUUUUGGGUAUUUAUGAGUAUGUAAGCAAAAUUAAUUAAACUAUCACAUUCAAAUGAAAUUCUUGGAUUUUUCUACAAUUAUUUUGAUUUUUUUUAAAUAUAUCUUCCUCUCGGAUUGUUCCUGCAGAUAAUUUUCGAAAUUGCAAGUUAUUGUUAUCUUUUUAGCAGCAUUGAUCGUUAGCGAGUAUUCAUUCCCUAUCAGCAAAGAUUCCGUACUCUAGAAUGUAUUCAGACCAAAACAGCCAACAGCAGAAUGUCUAAAUUGUAAGCAAACACCAUUGUUCUAAACAUGAAAAGAACAAGCUAAAAAUAACGAAAAAAAAAUACCCCAUUCGAAAAACCCCCACACGUGGUCAAAGACUCUAAAACUCACAAAGCAAAAAAAAAAAAAUUCAAAAGUCUUGCUUUGCAAAAACACACAGCUUUUGAAAAUAAAAUGUAAAAUAAAAUGUCGCAACCAUUUGGAAUAGAUGUUUAUUUAUAGUAGAAACAGCUCAAAUUUUUGGCGAAGUAAAACAAUGCUAGUUAGUGUUUUAGAAACGUUAGGAUACUCACAGCGAAGAGAAGACAAGAAACGAACCUUUCUCUCCUCUUAACCGACUGUUUAAAUUGGUUGGUAGUAAAAUUGCAACUUCCCUAUUGUCUCUAUAUCGAAAAAAAAUCCCUUUAAUAAACUUUACCGGUUUGUUAAAUCCUUUCAAUGAUUUUAUCGCAUUGAACGAUUUGAUGAGCCAGUUGAGUUACCCAUUAGCAGUGUGUCAGAAUCUUAAGGUAAAAAGAAACCUAUCGAAAUUUAAACAUCUUUGUGCUUUCUUCUUUUAAAGCUUAACUAAAUUUGCAGCUUGCUUCUGUGCUCCAUGAGAAAAUAAAAUAAAAAAGAAAACAAUACAAUUUUCAAUUGCAUCAAAUGCUUUGAUAAGAAAAAUAAAAUGAACAUGAUCAUCAUUGCUGAAAAGACUUAUUAGAAAUGGAACGGAUAACAUAAAAAGUACAGUUUAAUAGCAUAUUCAACUCAUCGACUCAAGAAAGAAUUCACAAUCGUUUUUUGGUUUCCGUUUUUGAUUAUAAUAUCCUAUUGAAAUCUUGUUAAUGUGUAACGAUAGCCAAUUGCGUACCGGAGAUUGUUUGUGACCGAAACUGAAAUAUUAAAAAAAACAACCAAUAGCAAAACAAAACAUGUAAUCAAAGAGGAAAAGUCACAUUUAUGCUUAAACACACAAUAUCGUACUCACUCAUAGAUAGCCACUCUCUAGCAAGGAUGAUAAAACCAAAUAGAUUCAUAAACGCCUAGCAGUGGAAGUUGAAAGUCGAAGAAUUUGGAAACUCACCGAACGUUUGCUAGUACAUAGCUAGAAAAGCUCACACAACAAUGACGCAUGACAGAGAAAAAGUGGAACAAAUCUAUUCCAACGCCAAAGCUAGGGAAUCACCAGUUCCACAAACCAUUACCACGACAUGAAUCAACAACUUAGAUUCAAUUAAAAAAGCUUCGAUGCAACAACCACAAUCGAAUGAGAAGAAAAUUAACAUCGUAAUCUUGACUAAAACUAAAACAGCAGAAUGCCAAUUCAAAGUUUUCGUCGGGUGGAACGUUCCCAAUAAAAAAUUAUGUCCAGGUUAUUUCCAUAUAACACAGAGAAAGAAAAUGUGUUAAGUCAUGGCUACGCGACGGUUGAAUUGACUCAGUUGAUUGGUAUCAUUUAUUCUAUUGUAGAUUGUUUUAAACUUUUUCUCUAAUUCUUAUUAUGAAAACAUUUCCAAAGCUUAACGAUUCAAUUUGAACAGAACUCCUACUAAAUUUGUUUGUUACUAAAUUGUUUCAGCUUCACUUAUUCAAAAUGUGUAUUGGCUCCUCCAAAAACUAUCAACCCAAAUGUCGACCAAACGAACCGUACGUAUGCAUGAUCUUACCAGGGCCACAAGUUAGCAUUAUAUUGUCGUUUGAUUUUUGUUUAUUUUAUGUUAUAUACAAUGAUACUAGUAACGAAUAAGUCAAACAGAGAUACAUAUGUUUAUAUUGUUUUUUUUCCUUUUUUUUCAUAUAAGUAUUUGCUUCUCCUUAGGCUACCCAUUUCAUCAAAAUGCUAUUCCAGUCGCAGAUUAAUGUUUAUUUUUGUUUUAUAUGUUUAUAGUUAAUGAUAAAAGAAAAGAAAAACAGAAAAAAGUCUAGAAUUCAGAUAACACACUAUUUGAAGAAACCGAUUUACAAUUAUUACUUUAAUAUUUGUUUGUAUCAUACACCCUAGCAAACUAAGGUAACAAACAUUACAUAAUAAAUAAAAGUUUGGCAAGCGCAGCGAGCGAUUGCAGCAGAAAAUAAGAAAAAAAACGGAAUGAAUACCAACCUGCUGUCACUUUCAUAUACAUAUAGAUCUUACUAAGCGAUGGUAAACGAAUGGAAUAAUAACAUUUAAAAUUUAUUA